UUGACUUCGGUACCUCAAAAGCUGUACAUUUCAGAGAGAGAGAGAGAGAGAGAGAUUAUAUUUCAAGAGAGACGAGCCUGCGUCCCUGCGUCUCUCUCUCUCUCUCUCUCUCUCUCUGUCUCAUGCUUUCAAGGUCAUGGACAUCGAUCUAUCUUUGAAGCUAGACGCUGAAGAAGAAGGCGAAAGAUCAACCGAAGAUCGUUGCGAAGUGCAAGUGGCUGAUCAUCACAAUGAUCAGGAACGCGUGGGAAGUCCAGAAGAAGCUGAGGGUGUGGUGACAACUGCUUCAGGUGAAGAACAAGAACGACGAGAAGAAGAAGACCGCGAUGGUGAUGAAGAACAUGGGUCGGCCAAUUUAUCAUUACAAGAUAGUAUGAAAACGGAAGAGUUAUGCGUUUUAAAGAAGGAGAUGGAUCGGAUGAAAGAAGAAAACAAGGCUUUGAGGAGGGUGGUGGAGCAAACAAUGAAGGAAUACAAUGAUCUCCAGCUCAAAUUCGACGAUGUUCAUCAAUCCAACCAAUCAAAGGAUCCUUCAACCUUUCUUUCGCUCUACACAAAUGGAAAACCCGAUCACGAACCAAAAUCUAUGUCCAACCCCAAAGAGAACUCUCCGUCGCCAUCCCCAAAAAACGACGCCCUCAGGGAGAGCGAUCUAGGGUUGUCACUGGGGUUGCAAAUUGGCGCCAACCCACAAGGAAUACAAGUGCAUAAAGAAGAUGGCAUCCGCAAGGACCAAAAUCACACAAAUUUCCCGUUGAUACACGACAAGAUCCAAAGGAACGACCAAUUUGCAGGCGUAACAAGUCAUGUCGCCUCCAUGCCCAACAGGAAAUCCCGAGUCACAGUUCGAGCGAGAUGCGAAGCAGCUACGUUGAGCGAUGGUUGUCAAUGGCGAAAGUACGGUCAGAAAAUUGCGAAAGGGAAUCCAUGUCCUCGAGCAUAUUACCGGUGCACCGUGGCACCAGGAUGUCCAGUGAGAAAACAGGUGCAAAGAUGCUUGGAGGACAUGUCCAUCUUGAUAACAACCUAUGAAGGAACACACAACCAUCCCCUCCCAGUGGGUGCAACAGCCAUGGCCUCAACAGCCUCCAAUGCAGCCUCUUUUGUAUUACUUGAUUCAAGCAUGAAUCCUCUCUCGUCGAAUGGAUCUAUGUCUUCAAAUUUCGUCAACGCGCAACCGUCAUCGCUUCCCUAUCACAUCGCAAACUCCAGCGCUCCCUCUCAAUUUCCAAGAGCGCGAAGCUUCAACCCUAGCAACGACCCCUCUAAGGGCAUCGUUCUCGAUCUCACCCACGUGAACCCCUAUGAGCUGCCGCACAACUUGCCGAUGAGGACGACUUCUUCCAUGAAUUACCCGUUGUCUCAUCUGGAUACCUCUUGGAUGAGCAGAAGGCCGAGCUACGACGCUUUCUCAGGCAAUUCGAGAGGGACAGACAAGCCACCAGGAUCGGCCGAGAACGUGAGUGCGAGCUCCUUCGCCUGUGAUCCCCAGUUUAGGGUUGCUGUGGCGGCUGCUUUGACGUCGCUCAUAAAUAACAAAGAGAAGAGCGGGGCAAUAAUGAGCGAGAGCCAUCGUCCUAUGGAGCCCUCUUCAUCAAAUAGGGAUGGGGAGAGUGGUGGCUCAUCAAACGGUGGCGGCAACAACCUGGUUCUUGAGUCUUUCUCUCCUAAUGGUAAGCCAAUUCAACUCUUACCAUAAAGUUACUAGAAUCUUGCGCCCAGAAAAAAAAAGAAAAGAAAAAAAGAAUAAGUGCUGUAAUUUAAAUUCACAGACAAGUCGAAAUGUAUACUUUCAGAUCCUAAGCACCCUUAUCUUUUCAAGCUCUUUCUAGUGUGGUCAAUCCUAGGGUUAAUACAACCAGCAGUGGAUUUGUUUAGUCUGGUUUUCCUUUCAUGUUCUUGAGUUCCAGAUAUCUCUUCUUUCAUGUGUAUUUAUAUAUUCCAACUCCAAUCUCAAGGCAAAGCUCCCAUGAUCUUA
This is a messenger RNA of Eucalyptus grandis, 1978 nucleotides long. Its product is annotated as probable WRKY transcription factor 9. The record is from RefSeq and is a predicted model, not a curated record. The coding region runs from base 137 to 1699 and encodes 520 amino acids. Gene Ontology annotation, biological process: regulation of DNA-templated transcription. Gene Ontology annotation, molecular function: sequence-specific DNA binding; DNA-binding transcription factor activity. Lineage: Eukaryota; Viridiplantae; Streptophyta; Magnoliopsida; Myrtales; Myrtaceae. The transcript has 5 exons.